Gryllus bimaculatus (two-spotted cricket) is the source of this 2686-nucleotide messenger RNA. NCBI's taxonomy places the organism in Eukaryota, Metazoa, Arthropoda, Insecta, Orthoptera, Gryllidae. The record is from the annotation of a GenBank genome assembly.
AUGAAGGGAACAAUUGCUACCCCGUGGAAGACGCCACCAGUUUUUAGCGAUAGUUACACCGUCAAAGGCACUCUAUAUAUUCCAUAUGCGGAAAUACGAGAACCUUUCUAUGCAUGGUAUGACUUACAAGCAGGGUCUAGCCGAAUUGAUUAUUAUGGAGGUAUGGUAAAGACUUACCAAUUGAGUACAAUUGGAAAAUUUGGAGUAAUGCGUAAAAUAGUACCGGUGACAACUGAAACACAAAUGAACGUAGAUUCUUGCCUUCAAGUUAAUGGAUCUAAAGAAUUUCAUGUCCAACCGCAGAGUAUCUUGCCCGACUUGUCACAAUUCAAGUGGAUUGGGCAAGAUAUGGUGGCUGGUGUGCAGUGUGACAAGUGGCGUCUAGUUGACAGACAAGGAGACAAAGUCAGUAAAUACACCAUGUGGGUUCGUACAAAGCGGAGCGUGGGGCGCGCGGACCUGGUGGUGCCCAUCCGCUACGAGAUGAAGGGCUACAACUCGCUGCUGGGCUCGCACUACGACCACUACUACCUGGAGUACGAAUGGUUCUCGGCGGAGGUGCCGAGCCCCGAGGUGUUCCGGCUGCGCGCCAACGAGACGUGCGGCGCGUUCCCGGGCCCGGGCGACCGCCACCUCGCCACCUUCAACCCCAUGCGCGAGUUCGUGCACGGCGACGACGCGCACAACCGUGCUGGGCUGGGCUUCUCCCUGGACAUUAACCAUUUGGCAGACCGCAGCGACAUAGAAUUGAAGGCCCUUAGAGGUCGGCAAUAUACCAAACAGGCCAGUAAUGGGGGUCUACCUUUCCCACAUGCUACAACACCUGAUGCCCUAAAUGCCAUUCCGGACAACCUUGAUUGGAGACUUCUGGGAGCUGUUACCCCUGUGAAAGAUCAGUCUGUCUGUGGUUCAUGCUGGAGUUUUGGAACAACUGGCACAAUUGAAGGUGCCUACUUCCUAAAAUACCACAAACAAGUUCGCCUUUCUCAGCAGGCACUCAUUGACUGUAGCUGGGGAUUUGGAAACAAUGGAUGUGAUGGUGGUGAGGAUUUCCGUUCCUAUGAUUGGAUGAUGAAACAUGGUGGACUGCCCUCUGAAGAUGAAUAUGGGCCUUAUCUUGGCCAGGAUGGCUACUGCCAUAUUGACAAAGUGAAACCUGUUGCUGCCAUCAAAGGCUUUGUGAAUGUGACUUCAGGAGAUGAGAAAGCUCUCAAAGUUGCUGUAGCAAAGCAAGGUCCUAUUUCUAUUGCCAUUGAUGCCUCUAAGAAGACUUUCACCUUUUAUGCUAAUGGCAUUUAUUAUGACCCUGAAUGUGGUAAUCAACCUGACCAAUUAGACCAUGCUGUUCUAUUGGUGGGAUAUGGCAAACUCAAUGGAAAACCAUAUUGGCUUGUGAAGAAUUCUUGGUCCAAUUAUUGGGGUAACGAUGGCUACGUGCUAAUGUCACCUAAAAACAACAACUGUGGAGUUAUGACAGACCCAACAUAUGUUCUCAUGUGAUGAUAUUGUAGUUAUCUGUGAUAGCAAGAGUGUGUUCUCUGUGUUUGUUGUUCUCUGGACUCUCUUGCAUUUGUUGAUAGUCACUUCUUUCAUGCUGUAAGUACCAGGGAGAAAGGGUAAAAGCUUGCCAUUUUAUUUUACUGUCGUCUUGUGCCCUAUCGUGACCACUAUGAUCCAGUGUGUUCUACAUUGUAUUUUUGUAUGUCUGGCCUUAAAUAAUAUUUUGAAUAAAGAGAAUGUUUUUUUACUUGACGUGUAUGGUCAAUAGUUGUAAUAAAAGAGAAGAGCUUGUGAUCUAAAUGACACUUGUACUUAAAGAAUAAAGAGAGAUGGAAUAAUUUAAAUGUUUGCUUUGAUCCAUAUUGUGUAUGAACCCACGUUUCCCAUAUUCACAUGCAAUUAUUUCUAAUGCACACAAUUGUUUUUUAUUUUGCUCUUUUUGUUUAGUGCAUUGAAGUCAGAAGUUUGGAGUAAUCUUGAAAGUAAUAUUUCUUAAAUUUUUUAUUGAAACCCAUUAAAAGCUCCAGUGUUUAUCAAAAAUUACGAUGAAGAAUUAGUUGUUAUAGGCAUUGUCUUGAUUGCUCUACAAUAUGUGGGUCUAUUUGAAUGCUACAACGAUUAUGAUAUGGGCCUUUUCUUAGAGAGGACUUUUUUUACUGCAAUUUUUCCUCAAGUGUCAGUUACGAUAGUAUUAUUUUGAACUGUUGAAUAGCUAUAUGCUCUUGAAGGCAUUACAAGAAGAUUGGGGUCAAUUAGGACUCACAGCUUGAUUUUAUUUUGAAUAAAAAAAGUAUAUAUUAUUUUCAUGUAAUGUUUGUAAAAGAAAACUGCCAUGCUCAAAGAAGAAGAAUUUACAAUUUGAAAAACAAUAUGUAAGAAUUUAUAAAAAUAACAAAAUUGUAGGGUGUAGAGUUGGUCUAUUUUCACAAAGUUUCUGGGUGCAACAUUGUCAAGUAACAGUGAUAUGUCUUAAUGCAAUGUGAAAUAAACCUCAACUAGAGGAUCUAAAAGGAAAUUAUGUGCUACCUUGAUCAAAGUAGUUUUUAUUUAAGCUUUAGUGAAUCGAUAGGGUGAGACGCUUCUUUAGAAUACCAAAAACUGUUUUAAAAGCCGAAAACGAAAUGGUAAUUCCUGCAAACAAGUCAAAAGGAUGAAAAUGUGCGAAAAUUCUGUUCUUCAAUGUCUU